UGUUAUUGGGAUAUAUAAAGCCGUAAUUUUACUAUUUUCCUUCACAAAAAUACUCUCUCUUUCCCUCCAAUCUCUCUCUCCCCCCUUCUUCAAGGUUAAGGUGCAGAGAGGAGAGAGACUCCUCCAGUUUUAUUUUCCUCUGUUUCAGAAACCCUAACGAAGCUGUCUUAGAAUCAUGGAAAGGCAGAUUAUAUCUCACUGUAUGGGUUGAGAUUUGUACAUUUCGCUUACUGCAUUGAUCUCUGUGACUCCGGUGCUGUUCUUCGUCUCCGCUGUUAUACACACACGAGGUUACUGGUUAAAGUAACGGAUGGAGAAAGCAGGUAAUGAGGAGGCAGGUGAAUCACUGCCUUUGCCCUCGCAACCACCAGUUGUACCACCCAAUGGGAAGCCAGAACAAGUGGACCCUCCUAAGCGUUCUAUAAUCAGCCGGCGUGGGUUUGGAAGUGCUGGACGACACAUUUCUUUGCUCACAAACCACUUUAAAGUUUCUGUCAGACAUCCAGAUGAAAUGUUUUACCAGUAUAGUGUUUCUAUUAGUUAUGAAGAUGGGAAAGCUGUAGAGAACAAGGGGAUUGGAAGAAAAAUAAUUGACAGACUUUACCAAACAUACGCUUUGGAACUUGGUGGAAAGAGAUGUGCAUAUGAUGGAGAGAAGAGUCUGUAUACAGUGGGGCCUCUUCCGCAAAACAAUUUGGAGUUCACAGUGGUACUUGAGGAUUCGGUUGCCAAGCGUGGUAGUGGGAAUGGGAGCCCCAGCGAGUCUAGUAAGAGAUCAAAGCGUUCUUUUCAGCCAAAAACUUUCAAGGUAGAGAUCAGUUAUGCUGCUAAAAUACCUUUGAAAUCCAUAUCUCUUGUCCUCCAAGGAAGUGUGGCCGAAAAUAUUCAGGAUUCACUAAGAGUGCUUGAUAUUAUAUUGAGGCAGCAAGCAGCUAACAGAGGAUGCUUACUGGUGAGGCAAUCAUUUUUUCAUGAUGACACAAGGAACUUUACUGAUAUUGGAGGAGGUGUAAUUGGCUGUCGGGGUUUUCAUUCCAGCUUUCGCCCAACUCAGGGUGGUUUGUCCUUGAAUAUGGAUGUAUCUACAACUAUGAUCCUAUCACCUGGACCUGUGAUUGAUUUUCUGCUAGCUAACCAGAAUGCACGAGAGCCUCGCUUUAUUGACUGGGCAAAGGCUAAAAAAAUGCUGAAAAAUAUGAGAGUUAAGACAAGGCACAGCAACAUGGAAUAUAAGAUCACAGGUCUAAGUGAAAAGCCUUGCAAUCAGCAAUUUUUUCCUUUGAAAGUGAAAAAUGGUGAUCGUGUGAAUGAUGGAGGACAGGCUACAGAAAUUACUGUCUAUGAGUAUUUUACUAAACACCGUGAAAUGGAACUUACCUAUUCUGCAUACAUGCCAUGCCUUGAUGUUGGCAAACCAAAGAGGCCCAACUAUCUUCCUUUAGAGCUCUGUUCACUUGUUUCUCUUCAACGCUAUACAAAGGCAUUAUCUUCAAUGCAGAGGGCAUCUUUAGUUGAAAAGUCGAGGCAAAAGCCCCAGGAACGAAUACGAGUUGUGACUGAUGCUGUGAGAAACUAUAGUUAUGAUGAAGACCCAAUUUUUGCUGCUUGCGGCAUUUCAAUUGAGAAGCAGCUUACUCAAGUUGAUGGUCGUGUCCUCGAAGCACCAAAGUUGAAGGUUGGCAACAGUGAAGAUUGCAUCCCCCGUAAUGGACGAUGGAAUUUUAAUAACAAGAAACUUUUAAAUCCUGUCCGGAUAGAACGAUGGGCAGUUGUCAACUUCUCUGCUCGUUGUGAUACAAGUCAUAUUUCCAGAGAGCUUAUUAAUUGCGGAAGGAACAAGGGAAUUCAUAUUGAACGCCCGUAUACUCUAAUUGAGGAAGAUCAACAUUGUAGAAGAGCUAGCCCCAUAGUACGAGUAGAAAAAAUGUUUGAACAGAUUAUGGCAAAGCUCCCAGCCCCUCCUCAAUUUCUUCUUUGUGUUCUGCCCGAGCGAAAAAAUUCUGAUAUUUAUGGACCUUGGAAAAAGAAAAGUCUGAGUGAUAUUGGAAUUGCCACCCAAUGUAUUUCCCCUACCAAGAUCAAUGACCAGUAUCUUACGAAUGUGCUUCUUAAAAUCAAUUCCAAGCUUGGGGGGAUUAAUUCUUUGUUGGCGCUUGAGCACUCAUCUCGUAUCCCCCGUAUCAAAGAUACUCCAACAAUGAUUUUAGGUAUGGAUGUCUCUCAUGGGUCGCCUGGUCAAUCAGAUAGCCCAUCAAUUGCUGCGGUUGUUGGCUCUCGAUCUUGGCCACUGAUAUCAAGAUACAGAGCAGCUGUUAGAACACAAUCGUCAAAGGUGGAGAUGAUAGAAUCUCUCUUCAAACCUUUAGCAAAUGGGGAGGAUGACGGUAUCAUGAGGGAGCUUCUUAAGGAUUUCUAUCAAACAAGCAAUGGACGAAAACCUACUCAGAUAAUUGUCUUCAGGGAUGGAGUGAGCGAGUCACAGUUUAAUCAAGUUCUGAACAAUGAGCUGGAUCAAAUGAUAAAGGCUUACCAGCAUCUUGGCGAGUCUGACAUUCCCAAGUUCACAGUGAUUGUGGCUCAGAAGAAUCACCACACAAAGCUAUUUCAAGCCGGUGGUGUGCCGGAAAAUGUUCCACCUGGAACUGUUGUGGACACAAAAGUUGUGCAUCCAAGAAACUACGACUUUUACAUGUGUGCACAAGCAGGAAUGAUUGGUACUUCUAGGCCUGCACACUAUCAUGUCUUGCUUGAUGAGAUUGGUUUUUCUCCCGAUGAACUGCAGAAUCUUAUCCACUCACUAUCAUACGUGUACCAAAGGAGCACUAGUGCUGUUUCAAUAGUGGCACCAGUCUGUUAUGCCCAUCUAGCAGCUCAACAGAUGGGCCAAUUUAUGAAAUUUGAGGACUUGUCUGAAACUUCUUCGGGACAGAAAAGCCUCACGUCUGUAGGGAGUGCACUUGUUCCUGCACUGCCCAGGUUGCAUGAGGAUGUAGCGGGUUCUAUGUUCUUUUGUUAAGGUGGUGAAAACUCUUCUAAAUGUACAUGCUGCUAUUUGAUUGGUUUUGUCAAAUAUGUAAAUACUGGGGAGGUGGUAUAGGGAUGCAUAGAGGCAACCCCAUCAUGACGGGGUUGAGAAAUAGGUACUCAUGCAAGAGCAACUUUUAGUUUAAUUUUGGACAGGUUUGACAUUCACAUGAUGUUGAUGAUCAGGGCUAGUAAUUUUUGUUGAUUUACAAUUCAGCUAGUUGCUCAGUCCUAAUUUUGAGCUGGGUUUUUUUAUUUAUUUAUUAUUAUUUUUUUUUGGUCUAGAUGUUACAUUUACCAGGAAUAGCUAUUUAAGCACUGGAAGAUUUUGGUA
This is a messenger RNA of Cornus florida, 3358 nucleotides long. Its product is annotated as protein argonaute 16-like. The record is from RefSeq and is a predicted model, not a curated record. NCBI's taxonomy places the organism in Eukaryota, Viridiplantae, Streptophyta, Magnoliopsida, Cornales, Cornaceae. Gene Ontology annotation, cellular component: cytoplasm. Gene Ontology annotation, molecular function: protein binding; RNA binding. Gene Ontology annotation, biological process: regulatory ncRNA-mediated post-transcriptional gene silencing. Bases 311 to 3016 code for a protein of 901 amino acids. The transcript has 24 exons.